UCAGUAUUUCAUCGUGAACUUGUGUAUAAAACAGACAACUUUUAUGUAAAAAUGAUUUAGUUCAUUCUGGUUGACGAGUAAGCGACUUGAGGAACUAUGAAGACUUUUGUCAUACUUUCGUUCGUGUCUGCACUUGCUGCGGUUUCAGUUGGGACAUAUUAUCGGCCCCCACCUCCACCGCCACCACCACCAGUCGAUUGCGUGUCAACAUACGAGCCUGCAACACCAUGUAACUUGUACAAGAAGGGGUAUCUUCGAAAAUAUUACAUCAAGGUGAUCAGAAAAGCAGAACAGGAUGGUGAACAUUGCCCAAAGCCAUAUUUUUAUGGACGUUGUCAUCCAUGUGACGAGGAAGCUCGAGAUGGCGAUAGUUAUAAAGAAGAUGAGAAGAUAUACUUCCCAAACAAGCUUCUUCUUGGCUUCGAACCUAUAAAAGUAAAUCCAAAAUGCUGUAAAAAAAAGAAAAAGAGAAGAAAGGGUGGAAGCAGCAGUUCAUCAUGCUCAACUCAUGGAGGAAAAGGAAGCGAUUCCGACAGCGACAAUGGCGGGAAAGGAAGCGAUUCCGAUAGCGAUAAUGACAGAAAGGGAGGAAAAGGAAGCGAUUCUGAUAGCGAUGAUGGAAGAAAAGGAGGAAAAGGAAGCGAUUCCGACAGCGAUGAUGGCAGAAAAGGUGGAAAAGGAAGCGAUUCCGAUAGCGAUCAUGGAAGAAAGGGCGGAAAAGGAAGCGACUCCGAUAGCGAUCAUGGAAGAAAGGGAGGAAAAGGAAGCGAUUCCGAUAGCGAUCAUGGGAGAAAGGGAGGAAAAGGAAGCGACUCCGAUAGCGAUCAUGGCAGAAAAGGUGGAAAAGGAAGCGACUCCGAUAGCGAUCAUGGCAGAAAAGGUGGAAAAGGAAGCGAUUCCGAUAGCGAUCAUGGAAGAAAGGGCGGAAAAGGAAGCGACUCCGAUAGCGAUCAUGGAAGAAAGGGCGGAAAAGGAAGCGAUUCCGAUAGCGAUCAUGGGAGAAAGGGAGGAAAAGGAAGCGAUUCCGAUAGCGAUCAUGGGAGAAAGGGAGGAAAAGGAAGCGACUCCGAUAGCGAUCACGGGAGAAAAGGAGGAAAAGGAAGCGAUUCCGAUAGCGAUCACGGAAGAAAAGGAGGAAGAGGAAGCGAUUCCGAUAGCGAUCAUGGCCGAAAAGGUGGAAAAGGAAGCGAUUCCGAUAGCGAUGGUGGCAGAAAAGGAAGCCCCGCAACCAAAGAUUCGUACCAUAAAGAUCACGUACUGCAAUAUUAGAGAAUUGUUUGGCCACGCUGAAAGACUUCAUUAAAAUGUAUUGUUAUUCGAUAAUAUUACAUUAUAAGUUGUCUUUUCUUUCUAUAUUAAAAUUUUAACAUCAUUUGGUCAAUCGACAUUUUUUUUAUUGACGGAAAAAUAGCACUUAUUUUCUAACACCAAUAAAAUAGCUAAAUAAGAGCGAGGACAUGCGCAGGGAACAUUAAUAAUUAAUAUAUCAUGGAGUCUACCAUUAGCAGAAGCACAUAUAUACUAGGGGAAUAUAUUCUGCUCUUCAUUCAAACAAACUCAAACUCUAAUAUUCUGUUAAUAGUUUUUGAAGCCUUCUCAUAAAUUUACUUUACUCAACUGGGCAUUUUGAAAUAAAUUCACAAACAUUCGAAAUUCAAAUUUCCGAAGAAGAGAAAAGAAAGUGAAAAACAUAAAAAACAAAAUAAAACCGUGGAAAUAUUUUAA
This is a messenger RNA of Styela clava, 1725 nucleotides long. RefSeq lists its product as uncharacterized. The record is from RefSeq and is a predicted model, not a curated record. Lineage: Eukaryota; Metazoa; Chordata; Ascidiacea; Stolidobranchia; Styelidae.